AUGCCUGCCACCAACCAGGGCUGGCCCGAAGACUUCGGCUUCCGUCUGGGUGGCUCGGGCCCCUGCUUUGUCCUGGAGGUGACAGAAGGGAGCAGCGCACACGCUGGGGGUCUGCGGCCCGGAGACCAGAUCCUGGAGGUGGAGGGGCUGGCAGUGGGUGGCCUGAGCCGGGAGCGCCUCGUGCGCCUGGCCCGGCGCUGCCCGCGCGUGCCGCCCAGCCUCGGGGUGCUCCCCAGUCCCGACGGCGACCCAGGCGCUGGAUCCCGCUGCGCAUCCCCGACCGCAGCCCCGCGGCCCGCGCGCUGUGGCCCAGGCCUCUCCCUGGGCCGCGAGCUGCUGCGCCUGGCCCGCCGCAAGCGCCCGGAUGCUGUGCACCGGGAGCGCAGACGCAAGGCCCAGGAGUUCAGCCGCAAGGUGGAUGAAAUCUUGGGGGACCAGCCAACUGCCAAGGAACGGGUAUUUGCUGCACUGAAGCAAUUCGCAGCUGAGCAGCAGGUAGAUGACCUGGUGCGGGCGCUCACCCUGGACCUGCCCCUUGAGGCCCGUGCACCACUCCUGGACAACCUCAGGAUCUUCAUCCCCAAGAAGCACCGAGCACGCUUCGACGAGGUGGUGUCGCAGGGUCUGCUGGGCAAGCUGUGCCGCGCUCGGCGGACGCAGGGAGCGCAGCGGCUGCGCCGGAGCCGCAGCGAGGAGCGGCCGGAGCGCCUCCUGGUGUCCACUCGCGCCAGCGCCGCCCCGCGCCGCCCGGAUGAGCCGCCCCCGCGCAAGGCUGCCUCGCUGCUGGGCGGCCGCGCGGGCCCGGGGGGCGCGCGCAGGACAGUCCGAGUCUACAAGGGCAACAAGAGUUUCGGCUUCACACUGCGCGGUCACGGGCCUGUCUGGAUCGAGUCUGUCCUGCCUGGGAGCCCGGCUGACAAUGCGUCCCUCAAGUCAGGUGACCGGAUCCUCUUCCUCAAUGGACUAGACAUGAGGAACUGCUCCCAUGACAAGGUGGUGUCCAUGCUUCAAGGCAGUGGUGCAAUGCCCACACUGGUGGUGGAGGAAGGGCUCGUCCCAUUUGCCAGCGACUCCGAUUCUUUGGAUUCCCCCAACCCGUCCUCGGCGCUCACCUCCCUGCAGUGGGUGGCGGAGAUCCUGCCUUCCAGUAUUCGGGUGCAGGGGAGGACUUUCAGCCAGCAGCUGGAGCACCUACUCACGCCUCCCGAGCGCUAUGGGGUUUGCCGGGCCCUUGAGAGCUUCUUCCAGCACAGGAACAUUGACACCCUCAUUGUGGAUGUCUACCCUGUGCUGGACACACCUGCCAAGCAAGUCCUUUGGCAGUUCAUCUACCAGCUGCUGACUUACGAGGAGCAGGAGCUCUGCCAGGAGAAAAUUGCAUGUUUCCUGGGCUACACAGCUAUGACAGCAGAGCCGGAGCCUGAGCUGGACCUGGAGCCUGAGCCUGAGCCUGAGCCUGAGCCUGAGCCGGUGCUGGAACUCCAGCGGCGGAGUUCCCUGAGGGCCUCCUCCAUGUGCCGCCGCAGCCUGCGGUCCCAAGGUCUGGAGGCCAGCCUCAGUUGCGGUCCCGGCGACUGCCCCGAGAUGCCUCUUCCUCUAAUCCCAGGCGAGCGCCAGGCAGGCGACGGCACGUCCCUCCCUGAGACCCCCAAUCCUAAGAUGAUGUCGGCCGUCUAUGCAGAGCUUGAGUCCCGACUGAACAGCAGCUUCAAAGGGAAGGUGGGGACCUCGUCCAGAUCCCGUGCCUCCCCACCAGUGCCCAGCCCGGCAGGCACAGCAGGGCCCAGGACCCUGUCCAGCGUCUCGUGGCCCAGCGAGCGGCUCCUGCCCUCCCCCUGCUACUACCCACUGUGUUCAGGGGGCCUGGCCUCCCCCAGCAGCUCUGAGUCCCACCCCUACGCCAGCCUGGACAGCAGCAGGGCGCCCUCCCCACAGCCAGACCCUGGGCCCAUCCGCUCUGACAGCCCCCCAAGCCCGGACCCUGCCCGCCCACCCAGCCGCAGGAAGCUCUUCACCUUCUCCCGCCCCGUGCGAAGCCGGGAUACUGACCGCUUCCUGGAUGUGCUGAGUGAGCAGCUGGGUCCCCGGGUCACUGCUGUGGAUGAUUUCCUGAGCCCUGAGAACGAUUACGAGGAGAUGAGCUUCCACGAUGACCAGGGAAGCUUUGUGACCAAUGAGCGGAGCAGCGCUAGUGAGUGCAUCAGCAGCAGUGAGGAAGGCAGCUCCCUGACCUACUCCUCCAUCUCCGACCACAUCCCCCCACCCCCGCUCAGCCCCCCACCUCCACCACCCCUGCCCUUCCAUGACCCCAAGCCCAGCUCCCGCACCCCUGAUGGUCCCCGGGGCCCUGCUCAGACGCUGGCCAAGCCCCUCGCCCAACUCAGCCACCCAGUCCCUCCACCGCCCCCGCCCCCCCUGCCCCCACCGGUGCCCUGUGCACCCCCAAUGCUGUCCCGGGGCCUGGGCCACCGUCGAAGUGAGACCAGCCACAUGAGCGUCAAGCGCCUGCGAUGGGAGCAGGUAGAGAACUCGGAAGGCACCAUCUGGGGUCAGCUAGGGGAAGAUUCUGACUAUGACAAGCUGAGCGACAUGGUGAAAUACCUCGAUUUGGAGCUGCACUUUGGCACCCAGAAACCUACUAAGCCGGUGCCUGGGCCUGAGCCCUUCAGGAAGAAAGAGGUGGUGGAGAUCCUGUCUCACAAGAAGGCCUACAACACCUCCAUCCUGCUCGCUCACCUGAAGCUGAGCCCCGCGGAGCUGCGGCAGGUGCUCAUGAGCAUGGAGCCCCGGCGCCUGGAGCCCGCGCACCUGGCGCAGCUGCUGCUCUUCGCGCCCGACGCCGACGAGGAGCAGCGCUACCAGGCCUUCCGCGAGGCGCCCGGCCGCCUCAGCGAGCCCGACCAGUUCGUCCUGCAGAUGCUAUCCGUUCCCGAAUACAAAACCCGCUUGCGCAGCCUCCACUUCCAAGCCACCCUACAAGAGAAGACGGAAGAGAUCCGGGGCAGCCUGGAGUGCUUGCGCCAGGCCUCCCUUGAGCUCAAGAACAGCCGGAAGCUUGCCAAGAUCCUGGAGUUUGUGUUGGCCAUGGGCAACUAUCUCAAUGAUGGACAGCCUAAAACCAACAAGACCACAGGCUUCAAGAUCAACUUCCUGACAGAGCUGAAUUCCACAAAGACUGUGGAUGGGAAGUCCACCUUCCUGCACAUCCUUGCCAAAUCACUGAGCCAGCACUUCCCAGAACUGCUGGGCUUUGCUCAGGACCUGCCCACUGUGCCCCUGGCUGCCAAAGUGAAUCAACGGGCCCUGACCAGUGACCUGGCUGACCUCCAUGGCACCAUCAGUGAGAUACAGGAUGCUUGCCAGAGCAUGUCUCCCUCUAGUGAGGACAAGUUUGCUGUGGUCAUGACGUCCUUCCUAGAUACAGCCCAGCCGGUGCUGCGGGCACUGGACGGGUUGCAACAUGAGGCCAUGGAGGAGCUGGGCAGGGCACUGGCCUUCUUCGGUGAGGACUCCAAAGCAACCACUUCUGAGGCCUUCUUUGGCAUCUUUGCAGAGUUCAUGAGCAAGUUCGAGCGAGCACUCAGUGACCUGGAGGCUGGGGAUGGCCCACGCAGCUCGGGGAUGGUUUCACCCCUGGCCUGGUGACCUGCGGAGUCCAUCCUGCCUGAGGCCCAUCCCAGUAGCCUGGAGCAGUCCAUAGCAGCCUGGGUGUGAGAGAUGGGGCCCGGCCUCCCCGUGUCUCCAGCUACCUCAGCUGUCAGGCUCUGGACACUGGGAAGGUGCAGGGUCAGCCUGGUUCCCCUCUGUGGGCCUUGGCUUUGGCUCCAAGUGAGCACUGGGGGGAUGGGACAGAGAGGAGGUGCUAACUCCUCGGAGAGUGUGAACCUUAGCUGCCCACAGGCAUGCUCACACUGGAAGGCCUGGCUUUGCCCGGCCUCUCUCUGGGUCUUGGAGAGGAUGCUGGCUAUGCACACCCUCAGGACUCUGGUCUGGCCCAAGGGAGGGGUGGCAGGGCUUCCACCAGUGAGUGGAUUGUGAAGUGGCCCCCACCUGGGGGCAGUGUCUGCUGUCUGCCCCUCAGAGCUUGGCCAGAGCAUUCUCUGUCCCAAGCAAGGACAUCGGAAUCUCCUUUCUGAGCCUGCUCCCAGUAGGCUGGAGGGACACCCUUGCAGAACAUGCACUCUGGACCCUGGACAAAGUGACAGAUGCCCUUGAACAUGCCAUGCCAGUGAGCAUGACAGGCCUUGAGGUUCCUCACCCAGCCCUGGCCUCCUGGGGCUGCCUGGAAGAAACUGGAAGAAAGGAUAUCCCCAAGUGCAGGGACCUGGGGGCCUGUGUACCAAGCCUGGGUCUUGGAAGCUAGAAGCAGGGAAGGGAGGACAGACGCUGGGCAGGAAUACAGGAGAGGACUGGAUUAGGAAGACCGCGAUGUCAGACUGUAGAACUGAGGGGUUUCAGACUGUAGAAUUGAGGGGUUUUAUCCAGCAAACAAAUUUGAGUCCAGUUUGGGGAGCCCGAGAGUGGGAUGGCGUGGUGAAGUAGGGACAGAGAGGAUGGAAAGCUGUUUAGGUGCUGGGUGAGCAGGACUUGGUAGCUGAUUGCCUGGCUGGGUCAUGGUGAUGUUCCCUGGAAUGGGUCACAUGAGCAGAGCGGACGUUGGGGUAGAUGACACAGUGGGACAUAGUUGGGAUCCCAGAGGCCAUUUCACAUGUGUGUCUGGAGGCCCUGGUGAGGUCAGGGGUAGAGGAGACAGUUACCUGGACACCAAGAGCAGGGGUGCUGUGGAUGGGGAGGAUAUGUUAAUUUCCUCCAUCCUUUUCAUGUUCCAAUUGGCAGUCCCAACAUCAGGCAGAUUCCUGUUGCCUCUUUCCUUAACUUUCUUCCAGAGAAGUCUGCAAUGGGCUUUAAAUUUGUCCCGGAUUCUUUUUCUCUCCCUACAAUCAAAUGGCUAAUGUUGCUUUUGGACAGUAUCUGGGACCCGUUCAGUUCCUGGCAAUCUCCCAGACUAUUCUUUGAGGCCAUGUAUAUAUUCUUUCCUUGUCCCCCACUCACAGCCACCAUAUAAACUUGGGGCACCAGAGUGGCUCAGUCGGUUAAGCGACUCUUGAUUUCAGCUCAGGUCAUGAUCUCAGGGUCAUGAGAUCGAAUCCCAUGUCGGGCCCCAUGCUGGAUGUGGAGCCAGUUUAAGAUUUAAGUUUAAGAUUCUCUCCCUCUCUCUCUGCCCCUCCCCACCCUCUUAAAAAAAAAAAGAAGGCUAACCAAAAUGUAUAAUUCAGUGGGGGUGGGGAGAGAGAUCCAGAUGUGGCUAGAGGUGUUCAUUUCUCCCCAGCAGCUUAAGCUGGAUGAUUUCAUGAAUGACCAAAGCCUGUGUCUCUGAGAAAUAUGUCAGUGAGUUAAAAUCCCUGUGUGAGAUCCAUAGACAUGAUAGGCUCCACCCCCAACACCCUCUCCAAGUAAAUCCAGCCCUAUGCUGGGGAGGAGGGUAUGGUGCGAAGGUACACAAGUUGGCAAGCCAGCACUAGCUCUGUUUUCUCCCUGAACACCUUCUAAUGGGAACCUAUGUGUCACAUGAUGUCAUGUAGCAAACUGUCCUAAAUCUUGGUCACUUAAAACAGCAGCCACUUACUGCUCAUGAAUCUUGGAGUCACCUGGGCAGUUCUGAUCUGAGCUGGGCUCAGGGGACUCACAAAUCAAAUGUCAUCUGUAAAUCAGCUAGGCAGCUUUACUAGUCAUGCAGGGAGGGCUCUCUCCCAUGUCUGGGGCUUUGGCUGGGACAACUGGGGUGGCUUUGUGUGACCUCUCAUUCUCCAGCCAAAUAGCCAGGAUGGUUCCCAUAGUGAAGGCAGGGGUCCAGGAGAAACAAAGUCACAGAAGGCCCCUUGAAGUCUAACCUCAGACCUCAGACCUGGCACACCACCAUUCUAUCACAGUUUCCUGUCAUGUAACAAGGCCAGCCCAGAUUCUAGGGGCGGGCUAAUUGGCUCCGCUCUGGAUGAGAGAUGAAGCCAAGUCACACUGCGUAGGGUGUGGAUUCAGAGUUGGCUGGAGAAUCAGAGCCAUUUUUGCAAUUGGUUUACCACCUGCCUGCUUGGCCAGACAUCCUGGUACAGAUCUCAGCCUCUUUAAUUUUCAGUGGCCUCCAUCCUGCCUGGACUUGGCUCAGCUCUGGUUAUCAUCUCCAUGUGUCCUCCUGGUGGCAUGCUUCCUCCUCUCUCUUACCUAUUCUCCCAUUACCUAGUCCCCUGACUCCACUCUGUCCAGUGGGCAGCAAUGGCCUGUGCCUCCCUAGCAACUAGUUUCCCUGCUACAGGGAAAGCACCCUGUUUUUCCUUUGACAAAUUAUCUCUCCCCUACUCACAGGCCCUGAGCAGUGCCAAUUGGACAAGGAUGGUCUCAUGACUCUGGCUGGGUGGCUCAGAGUCCAGUUAAGACUCAAGUUAGCACUAUUUGAAAAGGGAGGCUCCCUCUCUUCUGGAUGAAUUGUUGGAUGUAUAGAGGGUGGAACCCCAAAUGGGGCUGCCAGGACCACCAUGUGGAGACACCUGCCUGGGUAUAAACCCAAUACAGGGAAGAAGAGAAGAGAAGACCACUCCAUACAUCUCUUUGUCCCUGGAUCCAAUCAUGCCUGAAGCGGACUUCCAGACUUGUCAG
Messenger RNA from Nyctereutes procyonoides (raccoon dog), 6651 nucleotides. It is a transcript of the gene GRID2IP, whose product is annotated as Grid2 interacting protein. The record is from RefSeq and is a predicted model, not a curated record. NCBI's taxonomy places the organism in Eukaryota, Metazoa, Chordata, Mammalia, Carnivora, Canidae. Gene Ontology annotation, molecular function: protein binding. The coding region runs from base 1 to 3645 and encodes 1214 amino acids. The transcript has 22 exons.